AUGGCCUCUGAACGGGAUGAAUCCAACACAACCAGAAACCUGACCAACCAGUUCGUACAGCCGGCGUGGCGCAUCGCGCUGUGGUCGGUGGCUUACAUCACGGUGCUGGCUGUGGCAGUUUUCGGAAACUUGAUUGUGAUUUGGGUUAUCUUGGCGCACAAGCGGAUGAGAACGGUCACCAACUACUUCCUGCUGAACUUGGCUUUCUCCGAUGUUUCGAUGGCUGCGUUCAACACGCUCAUCAACUUCAUCUACGCGGCUCACGGAGAGUGGUACUUCGGGGAGGUGUACUGCAGGUUUCACAACUUCUUCCCGGUCACUGCGGUGUUCGCCAGCAUUUACUCCAUGACCGCGAUAGCCAUCGACAGGUACAUGGCCAUCAUCCAUCCGCUGAAGCCUCGUCUGUCGGCGAAGGCCACCACAGGAGUUAUUGUCUGUAUCUGGAGUCUGGCCGUGGUUCUGGCCUUCCCUCUCUGCUACUUCUCCACCACCCGAACUCUGCCCCGCAGGACCCUCUGCUACGUGGCCUGGCCCCGCAUGGCCGACGACCCCUUCAUGUAUCAUAUCAUAGUCACAGUUCUGGUCUACGUGCUGCCCCUAGUGGUGAUGGGCAUCACUUACACCAUCGUGGGGGUCACUUUGUGGGGAGGGAAGAUCCCAGGAGACUCAUCUGAUAACUAUCAUGGACAGCUCAGGGCCAAACGCAAGGUGGUGAAGAUGAUGAUCAUCGUAGUGGUGACCUUUGCCCUCUGCUGGCUGCCCUAUCACGUCUACUUCAUUGUGACGGGUCUCAAUAAGCGUCUGAGCAAGUGGAAGUACAUCCAGCAGGUCUACCUGUCAGUGCUGUGGCUGGCGAUGAGCUCCACCAUGUACAACCCCAUCAUCUACUGCUGCCUUAACAGCAGGUUCCGGGCAGGCUUCAAGCGGGUUUUCCGCUGGUGUCCCUUUGUCCAGGUCUCAAGCUACGACGAGCUGGAGCUCCGAAACACAAGACUUCGACCGGGUCGCCAGAGCAGCAUGUGUACCCUCUCUCGGGUCGACACCAGCAUCCUCAGCAAAGACAAGAGCACUCGUUCCCAUGGACACAGGUCAAGACUCCACUCUGAGCCCAACAAUAAAAACAAUUAA
Messenger RNA from Cyclopterus lumpus (lumpfish), 1128 nucleotides. RefSeq names its product tachykinin receptor 3-like (gene tacr3l). Lineage: Eukaryota; Metazoa; Chordata; Actinopteri; Perciformes; Cyclopteridae. The record is from RefSeq and is a predicted model, not a curated record. Gene Ontology annotation, biological process: positive regulation of flagellated sperm motility; G protein-coupled receptor signaling pathway. Gene Ontology annotation, molecular function: tachykinin receptor activity. The coding region runs from base 1 to 1128 and encodes 375 amino acids. Gene Ontology annotation, cellular component: plasma membrane; sperm midpiece. The transcript is spliced from 5 exons.